Exophiala xenobiotica is the source of this 1997-nucleotide messenger RNA. RefSeq lists its product as uncharacterized. The transcript has 6 exons. Gene Ontology annotation, biological process: secondary metabolic process. Gene Ontology annotation, molecular function: CoA-ligase activity. The record is from RefSeq and is a predicted model, not a curated record. NCBI's taxonomy places the organism in Eukaryota, Fungi, Ascomycota, Eurotiomycetes, Chaetothyriales, Herpotrichiellaceae. The coding region runs from base 186 to 1844 and encodes 552 amino acids.
UCCGAUUUUGGAAUAUGCAGUCUGGAAUCAAACUCAUCCCUGGACACCGUUUACAGCCUCGGUCCGGCCAUCCUCAGGGUGAUAGGUCGACACUAUGCAGUAUAUCUUGGUCCGCCUUUUCGUUGGCGACGAGUUCGCGUGUCUGAACAUCAGCCUGCAGAAUUCGAUCGCAAAAUUAGACGAAGAUGCCAUACCUGGCAGCUGAGCACUAUCCUAUCCCCACGACAGACCUCUUGACAUGGAUGUUCGAUGGACGAGCACCCUAUGAUGUCAACAAACCUCUAUACAUCGAUGCCAAGGAUCCUUCGAGAUCGAUAUCCUGUCAACAGGCACGAGGGAUUGUCCGGAGGCUUGCGGCUGGCUUGCGUAGGACAGGUGUGAGAAAAGGCGAUUGUGUCUGCGUGUUGGCCUUCAACGACAUCCACUAUCCCAUGGCUUUCCUUGGGAUCGUCGCUGCUGGAGCAGUCUUUGCAGGACUGAACCCAUCCUACACGACUUUUGAAUUGGCGCAUGCGAUACGCACAGCGGACAUUACUCAUCUCCUGGUCGAACCAGAGUUUCUCGGCAAGGCAGUCCGGGCAGCAAAGGAAUGCUUAAUCCCGGAAUCUCACAUCUUUGCCUUUGAUACCCUCGGCCAAACAAUACCGCGAGAGUUAAGGGUCAGAAGCUGGAAGGUGCUACAGAUUCGGGGUGAAGUGAUGGAUUGGGAAGUGUUCGAUGACCGACGACGGAGCGAAGGGACGAUCGUUGCCAGAUUGUUCAGCAGUGGUACUACCGGUCUACCAAAAGCACUGAAUGUGUCAAUGUGGAAUCUUAUCGCACAACAUACUCUAGUGAUGGAGGUCAACCCAAGACCAUAUGAGAUUCGCCGCCUUAUAUCCAACCCCAUGUUCCAUGCAUCUCAAGUACCUCGAGCCCACACUAGCGUUAUAAGGUCCGGCCAGGUAUCAUACAUCAUGCGCCGCUUUGAGCUCGAGCCUUGGCUGCAGAACAUCACCAGAUACAAUAUCACAGAAGUCAACAUUGUCCCAAUGAUGGUCGUCAACCUGCUGGCUUCAGGACUGUUGGAGUCGGGAAAAUACUCUUUGCAGGCUCUCCGGAAUGCAUGGGCCGGAUCUGCACCUCUAGACAAGCAGACCCAAGCACGUUUCAAGAAGUAUCUACGGCCUGACACCCCUUUCAAUCAGGCAUGGGGAAUGAGCGAAACCACGUGUAUCGCAACUUGGUUUUAUUACCCGGAACAAGACUUCACCGGUAGCGUAGGGAGACUACUCCCGGGUUGUGAUGCAAAGGUGGUUGAUGAGCACGGCAAGGAUGUCAGUGGAGUUAAGGGCCCGAACGGCAUUGACGUCCAAGGUGAGCUCUGUGUGAGAGGUCCGAUUAUUGUAUCGAACUACCACAAAAAUGCCGAAGCCAACAAGAGAGAUUGGGACACCGAAGGGUAUUUUCACACCGGCGACAUUGCGUACUGCGAUUCCAAAACAAGGAAAUGGUACAUCGUCGGCCGUAGGAAGGAGCUGAUCAAGGUUCGCGGUUUCCAAGUUGCCCCAAUUGAACUCGAGGCUGCCCUCCUCUUGCAUCCUAAAGUUGCAGAAUGUGCUGUUAUUGGCAUACAACGCUCUAGCCAAGAGUCUGAGUUACCAGCGGCGUACAUCGUCUUGAGGCCUGGAUGCAAGCUUACCGAGACCGAAGUCCAUGACUUCACUCUAUCAAGGCUGGCAGGGUAUAAGCAGCUCAGAGGAGGAAUCAGAUUCAUUGAUCAGCUUCCCAGGAAUGCCAACGGCAAGGUCAUGAAGAAUGAGCUCAAGGACAUGCUGAUGCAGGAUAUCAAGGCCAGAUUAUAAUCUUCCGAGUUACUGUACCGAUUUGAAGGAGCCAAGGGUCAAAUAGAAUGGGCGCCCAAGAAUAGAAGAGCUGGCGCUCUAGACGAGGGGUGUCCUCCUUCGAUAUCGUUACUAUAAUCAUCCACAGCUGCGCCGGCUGGAAGUGAUAGCGGG